Messenger RNA from Ceratina calcarata, 5471 nucleotides. RefSeq names its product serine/threonine-protein phosphatase 6 regulatory ankyrin repeat subunit B-like. NCBI's taxonomy places the organism in Eukaryota, Metazoa, Arthropoda, Insecta, Hymenoptera, Apidae. The transcript has a single exon. Gene Ontology annotation, molecular function: protein binding. Bases 481 to 4959 code for a protein of 1492 amino acids. The record is from RefSeq and is a predicted model, not a curated record.
AAUAAGUAAACCAAGGCUUAUAUACAGAGUGGGGCAAUAACUACUACCACCUCAAAUAUUUUCUAAACUUUAAGUUUUAAAAAAAUAUUUCUUGGAACAAAAUUGCACAGUACGAAGGGGGCCGUCCAGUGGUGAUAAUAGUUUUUCAGCAGGUGGAGGUAUUUCGGACAUCUGAAGGUCACCACCAUUUUUUUAAAUGGAUAUAUAUAUUGUUGUUUCCGUAUCAUGAUAGAGAAUCUUAAAACGAAUUCAACGACCUAUAAUACAAGGACAUUGACGGUUAUAUAAAGCGGAAAAAGGCGAUAAUACUUAUGGUUUUUGUAAUAGAUUAGAGUGUUUUAAUCGUGAUCUCCUUUUUUUUACAACCUCUUCCUUCUAUCCCAGGUAGUUGUAAGUUUGAUUGCUUGAAUAACGAUUGAUUUGAAGCACGAAACGUAAAUAGUGAAUUAAUUAAUAAUAAUACCCCACGGGACGGACGAUAUGGAGGAACUGGUUAUGAGCAAAGAUACGAACGUUUACAGUGAGUCUCAAAGUCAUACGAACACACCGCUCCACAUUGCUGUUAUGAAUUGCGAGAUAGAAACUGUAAAAAGGCUCAUUAAAAGAGGUGCUCACGUGAAUGCUACAAAUGUAUAUGGAGAAACGGCACUGCACCUAGCCGUUCAGAAAAUACACAAAGAUAUCGUACAACUCCUCGUAGAUCAGGGCGCCUAUCUCAAUUUGAAAAGUGGGUGGGGCGAGACACCGCUUCAUUCUGCAGCGCGGAAAGGACUAGAAGAAAUUUGCAGGUUGCUACUUAAAAGAGGAGUUGAUGUGGAUGCCCAAAACGAAAAUGGUGAAACGGCACUGCACCUAGCCAUUAAGGAGGAACACAAAGAUAUCGUGCAAAUCCUCGUAGAACAUGGUGCCGAUGUCAAAUUGAAAAUUCGGAGGGGCGAGACACCGCUUCAUUUUGCUGCGCGAGUAGGACUAGCAGAAACUUCCAGGUUACUACUCAAAAGAGGAGUUGACGUGGAUGCCCGAAACGAAAAUGGUGAAACGGCACUGCACCUAGCCAUUCGGGAGCGAUACAAAGAUAUCGUACAACUCCUCGUAGAUCAGGGCGCCCAUCUCAAUUUGAAAAGUGGGUGGGGCGAGACACCGCUUCAUUCUGCAGCUCGAAAAGGACUAGAAGAAACUUGCAGGUUGCUACUCGCAAGAGGAGCUGACGUGCACGCCGCAAACAGAGAUCGAGAAACAGCAAUGCACCUAGCCAUUCACGAGAGCCACGAAGAUAUCGUACAAAUCCUCGUAGAACAUGGUGCCGAUGUCAAAUUGAAAAUUCGGAGAGGCGAGACACCUCUUCAUUUUGCUGCGCUAGUAGGACUAGAAGAGACUUGCAGGUUGCUACUCGAAAGGGGCGCUGACGUGGAUGCCCAAAACGAAAAUGGUGAAACGGCACUGCGCCUAGCCAUUCGGAAGGGACACAAAGAUGUGGUAAAAAUUCUCGUAGAUCAGGGUGCCGAUGUCAAUCUGAAAACACGGUGGGACGAGACACCGCUUCUGUCUGCAGCGCGAAAAGGACUAGAAGAAACUUGCAGGUUGCUACUCGAAAGAGGAGCUGACGUGGAUGCCCAAAACAAAUAUGGUGAAACGGCACUGCACCUAGUUAUUCAGUACAGACACAAAGAUAUCGUACAAAUCCUCGUAGAUCAAGGUGCUGAUGUCAACUUAAAAAUCUUAAUGGGCGAGACACCGCUCCAUUUUGCAGUGCUAGAAGGACUAGGAGAAAUUUGCAAGUUGCUAAUCGAGAGAGGAGCUGAUGUGAAUGCCAGAGACGUAGAUGGAAAGACGGCACUGCACCUAGCCAUUCAGAAGAGUCACAAAUAUAUCAUACAAACCCUCGUAGAUCAGGAUGCCGAUGUUAACUUAAAAAGUCCGCUGGGCGACACACCGCUCCAUUUUGCAGUGCUAGGAGGACUAGGACAAAUUUGCAAGUUGCUAAUCGAGAGAGGAGCUGACCUGAAUGUCAAAGGCAAUGGUGAAAAGACGGCACUGCACCUAGCCAUUGAGGAGAGACACAUAGAUAUCGCGCAAGUCCUCGUAGAUCAGGAUGCCGAUGUCAAUUUGAAAACUGAGGGGGGCCAGACGCCGCUCCAUUUUGCAGUGCGAGGAGGACUAGGAGAAAUUUGCAAGUUACUAAUGGAGAGAGGAGCUGACGUGAAUGCCAAAGAUAAUGGUGGAAAAACGGCAUUGCAACUAGCCAUUGAGAGGAGACACAUAGAUAUCGUGCAAAUCCUCGUAGAUCAGGAUGCCGAUAUCAAUUUGAAAACUCGGCGGGACGAAACACCGCUUCAUGUUGCUGCGCAAGAAGGAGUAGAAGAAAUUUGCAAGUUGCUAAUCAAGAGAGGAGUUGACGUGAAUGCCAAAGAUAAUAGUGGAACAACGGCACUGCACCUGGCCAUUGAGAAGAGACACAUUGAUAUCGUGCAAAUCCUGGUAGAUCAGGAUGCCGAUAUCAAUUUGAAAACUCGGCGGGACGAGACACUGCUUCAUGUUGCUGCGCGAGCAGAAGUAGAAGAAAUUUGCAAGUUGUUAAUCGAGAGAGGAGUUGACGUGAAUGCCAAAAAUAAUAGUGGAAAAACGGCACUGCACCUGGCCAUUGAGAAGAAACACAUUGAUAUCGUGCAAAUUCUGGUAGAUCAGGAUGCCGAUAUCAAUUUGAAAACUCGGCGGGACGAGACACCGCUUCAUUUUGCUGCGCAAGAAGGAGUAGAAGAAAUUUGCAAGUUGCUAAUCGAGAGAGGAACUGACGUGAAUGCCAAAGAUAAUAGUGGAAAAACGGCACUGCACCUGGCCAUUGAGAACAGACACAUUGAUAUCGUGCAAAUCCUCGUAGAUCAGGAUGCCGAUGUCGACUUGAAAACUGAGGAGGGCCAGACACCGGUCCAUUUUGCAGUGCGAAGAGGACUAGGACAAAUUUGCAAGUUGCUAAUCGAGAGAGGAGCUGUCGUGAAUGCUAAAGAUAAUAGUGGAAAAACGGCACUGCACCUAGCCAUUCAGGAGAGACACAUAGAUAUCGUGCAAGUCCUCGUAGAUCAGAAUGCCAAUGUAAAUUUGAAAACUGAGGAGGGCCAGACACCGCUCCAUUUUGCAGUGCUAGGAGGACUAGGAGAAAUUUGCAAGUUGCUAAUCGAGAGAGGAGCUUAUGUGAAUGCUAAAGACAGUAGUGGAAAAACUGCACUGCACCUAGCCUUUGAGGAGAGACACAUAGAUAUCGUGCAAAUCCUCGUAGAUCAGGAUGCCGAUGUCAAUUUGAAAACUAAGGAGGGCCAGACACCGCUCCAUUUUGCAGUGCGAAGAGGACUAGGAGAAAUUUGCAAGUUGCUAAUCGAGAGAGGAGCUGAUGUGAAUGCUAAAGACAAUAGUGGACAAACGGCACUGCACCUAGCCUUUGUGAAGAGACACAUAGAUAUCGUGCAAAUCCUCGUAGAUCAGGAUGCCGAUGUCAAUUUGAAAACUGAGGAGGACCAGACACCGCUCCAUUUUGCAGUGCGAAGAGGACUAGGAGAAAUUUGCAAGUUGCUAAUCGAGAGAGGAGCUGACGUGAAUGCUAAAGACAAUAGUGGAAAAACGGCACUGCACCUGGCCAUUGAGAACAGACACAUUGAUAUCGUGCAUAUCCUCGUAGAUCAGGAUGCCGAUGUCAAUUUGAAAACUCGGUUGGGCGAGACACCGCUCCAUUUUGCAGUGCGACAAGGACAGACAGAAAUUUGCAUGUUGCUAAUCGAGAGAGGAGCUGACGUGCAUGCCAAAGAUAAUGGUGAAAAAACGACACUGCACCUAGCCAUUGAGAAGAGACACAUAGAUAUCGUGCAAAUCCUUGUACAUCAUGAUGUCAAUGUCAAUUUGAAAACACGGCUGGGCGAGACACCGCUUCAUUUUGCUGCGCGAGAAGGAGUAGAAGAAAUUUGCAAGUUGCUAAUCGAUAGAGGAGCUGACGUGAAUGCCAAAGGUAUUGGUGAAAAAACGGCACUGCACCUGGCCAUUGAGAAGAGACACAUAGAUAUCGUGCAAAUCCUCGUAGAUCAGGAUGCCGAUGUCAAUUGGAAAACUCGGUGGGGCGAGACACCGCUUCAUUUUGCUGCGCGAGAAGGAGUAGAAGACAUUUACGAGAUGCUAGUCAAAAGAGGUGCUGACGUAAAUGACAAAGAUAUAAGUGGAUGGACUGCUUUACACUUUGCCGCUGACCGUGGUCAAAGGCGUAUCAUGGAAAUUCUCUUGAAUUCGAACGUUAACAUUGAUUCCAUAAAUAGGAAUGGUGACACUGCACUUCAUCUGGCAUCCUGCGCUAAUCAGUAUGAAGCCGUUCUGACUCUCAUAGAAAACGCGUGCGACGUAAACAUUAUUAACAAAACCCAUAGAACAGCGUUGAGCUUAUACUGUUCUAAGUAUGGACUUAUGAAUGGCUUAAAGUUGUCCAGUAUCCAGCAGCUGCUAAUUAAAAUGCAGAUUGCUAACUUGUACGUGAAUAACGGAAAUAUGGUGAAUUUUAAUAUCACUACGGAUAUGAACGAGGAAUCUCUAAAAUUUCAGAAAAAAUGUAUUGAAGAGAUAAUGAGAAUGAAAAACACAAAAAUGAACAAUACUAUCCUAACAUUUCAUGAUAUCCUAACAAAACGCGUUGACCAAAUAGCAUUAUACGCGAGGAAUGAAGAUGUUGUUCAGGUUUUGAAACGGUGCAAUUAUCGGAGAGAAUUUCCUAUGUACGAAGACAUAAUAGGACGUCGUUUCAAUAGAGGUAUGGUACGAAAGGAGUUGUUAGACGAGGGCGUUACAUUUUUCCGCCAUUUCCUCGGUAAAUAUUAUGAUUUACUUUGUAUUCAAGGAAUAUUAAUCUACCUUAGUAACAGAGACCUAAAGAAUUUGAGAGAUGCUUGUAAAAACGUGCGUUCUAACAUUAACCAUGUAAUAGAAUGAAAACGACUAAUCUAAUACUUACUAAGUACUAUUUUUAUACUUGUUCAUUAACAUUUUGAUACUAAUAAUUAUUCAUUUUCUGCUUUAUGUACGAUAUUUUCUAUCUUUCCUUUUCAUCCCCUAGCUUCACUUCGUAGCUGUUCUCCAUUUCAGUUCUCCGUGGUAUGAAUUAUUUCUACUGACAGAGAGCAUUCUGUUUUAUCAGCUGUCUUUCUCUCAUCUUCUAACGAAUGUUCUUGUCAUCUUGCCUGUAAUGAUGUUCUUAUUGCGCUUGCCUUUGGAAUUAUGUCUCACGUGUAGCGCUUGGUUCUUCGGAAAUAUUGAUUGCAUCAAUCUCAAAUGCUUUUGCAUCAGAUUAGGCAGCCUAGCGGAGGUAUAAAUUCUUUCCAAGUUGUAUUAUCAGUUACGAAGUAAAUUGUAAGUAGUGUUAAUUAAAUGUUAAGAUGAAUUAAGAAGAAUAUUGCUGGAAUAAAUGUCUGAUCAAUUCUAAUUAAUAAAUUAAUACAAAUGAA